Trametes versicolor FP-101664 SS1 is the source of this 1986-nucleotide messenger RNA. RefSeq lists its product as uncharacterized. Lineage: Eukaryota; Fungi; Basidiomycota; Agaricomycetes; Polyporales; Polyporaceae. The transcript has 7 exons. The record is from RefSeq and is a predicted model, not a curated record. Gene Ontology annotation, molecular function: zinc ion binding; sequence-specific DNA binding. Gene Ontology annotation, biological process: regulation of DNA-templated transcription. The coding region runs from base 429 to 1700 and encodes 423 amino acids.
AGCACUCGUCUAAUAUGCCGCCACCGCACGACCCGCCUUCGAAGUCGCACCCGCACCCCUCCCAGAGACACGACGCGUCGUACGGCCCUCCCGGGUCUGGCCCGUCUCCACAACAGCCCCCAGCGGGGAUGCCCACGCACAACGGGAUGAGUGCGGGCCAGACGCGCUCAGAGAAUGGCACGGACCCCUCGUCGAAAAGGUCCCGCCCGCAGGCUGCCGUCAGCGCCUCGCCUGGGCGGUCCCCUCACACUGCGUAUCCGUCGUACCCUGCGCAAGCUCCGCCGCCCGGUUACCACCAGGGCCCUCCCCCGCAGGCGCCCCCACCUCACGAGCAGCAGCCUCCGCAUCCGUCGCAGUUCUCACAUGGGGGCCCGCCCCCCGGCUACUCUGGGUACCCCCCUCCCCCGCUUCCCCAGAGGCACUACCCUAUGCCCCCUCCACCUCCGCCCGCGCACCAUCAGGCCCAGCCACCGCCGAGCCCGUACCCACCGGCAGGUCCACCGCCGGAGCACUGGCAAACGCACCCACCAUCUCAGCCGCCCCAGCAUGCUCCGCAACAAUUCAAUGGCUUCACUCGGACAACUCCGCUUGUUCCGGCCCCCGUCGAGACGCGCACCAGUGCCCCCAGCCCUGCGGACGCGGAACGAGCCGCAGCGCGUCAACACGUGAUUGCAGAGAUCCUGAAGCACUGCGGCGUUCUGUAUGGGUUUGCCCACCAUUACAGCCAAGCUUCGACUGCGCACCCGCAUGUGCAGCCGGCUCCUCCAGAACUAGAGGAGAUGAAUUCUCGCGCGUCGACAGUUGUGCGUCUCUUGGACGACCUGAGGCGCCUAGAUGCCGGUGAAGACAUAAACCGCAAAGAGAGCGCGAAUGGAACCGCUACUCCUGCCGAAGACCACCCUCGCCCGCCGAAAAGACCUUGGGAAGAUAUGGCCCGAGACGGGGAGCCGCCGUCCUCGGCUAGCUACUCCGAUGCUCCUGGGCACCUCUCGCACCCCGACGAGCAGGCACAGUCCACGGCCGAGCAAGACAUGCAGAUCAUCCGCAACAAGCGGCAAUCGAGCGCAGGCGGCGCGCAACCCGGGCAGCAGAAGAACAAAUACAGGAAGCGUAGUCGAGCUACCCCUCCUGGAAAGUGUCACUCCUGCAACAUCCGCGAAACCCCCGAAUGGAGACGCGGUCCCGACGGCGCAAGAACCCUUUGCAACGCGUGCGGCCUGCACUAUGCGAAGCUCAUGCGCAAACGCGACAAGGCGCUCGAUGCGAACGGCAAGGCACCGCCCAUCGACCUCCAAACCCUCCGAGCCUCCACCGCCUCGGCUCGUGGAAGCGGCAGCACCGGCAGCGGCGAACACAGCGGGGAGUCCGCCCACCCGCAGCAGCACCAGGGCCCGCCCCCGCCCUCGCCCUACGAGCAGCCCAAGCAGGCUCCCCCGAUGCAUCCCCCGCCUCCCCACCCGCACCAGGGGCCGUACCAGUUGAUGCCCGUGGGCGCGCCUGGUCCGUCAGGGCAGCCGCAUCAGAUGAUGCCCCCGCCUCCCCACGGGUCGUCUGCGCCGCACAGCGCGAACGGCGCGCCCGUCCCGCCCCCGCCGUGGCUCGCGUCGCCCGUGCAGGAGCGCGGCGGGUACAGCGCGGAGCCCCAGUCGUACAUGCGCGCGUCGCACCCCCCCUCGCACGCCCGCGCGUCGCCGCAGUGAUCGGCGCGUCGUGUCCAGUCGCAGUCGGACAGAUCGUUCGUUCGUUUCGCCCUAUCAUAUAUGCUGCUUCCCUGUCUGUCUUCGCCUGUGCUGUCUGUUGCCCGCGCUGCCUCCCAACUUUCCACGCCGCCCACACCGGGAUCGACGCGAACUUGCAUCUCGGUAACCUGACCGCCCGUCACUUAUAAUCUCGAGCCCCGUGUUCUGCCUGUAUAAUCCGGCCCCGCCGUGUACAUACCCCGCCGCUUGUGCCCUGUGUUGAUAAUCGAGCCCGCGCGACACCGCC